AUGGCCGUGGUGAGUCCUAUGCCUGCAAGUCCACAAGAAAUCAAUCGUGUAAGGUACCCUACUAUUGAAAUUACAGAUAUAAUGGGAAGUGUGGGUGAAAUUGUGGCGGAAUCACCAUUGCCGGCAAGAGUGAUCGAAGAUAAAAUGUAUGUUACGGUUGGGAAAGAUGUGAAAGAUAGUGAAUUGACUCUUAAAUGGGCAUUACACAACUCAGGAGGAAAGAAAAUCUGCAUCCUUCAUGUUCACCAACCAGCUCAGAAGAUACCCAUCAUGGGCACAAAAUUUGCAAUAACUCAGCUGGAAGAACAGGAAGUCAGGGCCUACCAUGAACUUGAGAGGCAAAAUAUGCAUAAGCUUCUGGACAAGUAUAGUUUGAUUUGUGGCCAAGCAGGGGUGCGUGCAGAGAAACUGCACAUUGAACUAGAUUCUAUUGAGAAAGGCAUUGUGGGACUCAUAUCUCAGCAUGGUAUCAGGAAGCUUGUCAUGGGAGCAGCAUUAGACAGACUCUAUUCAAGGGAAGGUAAAUCAGAUGGAGUCAAUGUAGAGGGUGCAGGUCUUUCACUUGCAGCAACUCCAUCCAUUUCCUUAAGAUCAUUCUCUGUAUCAGAAGGGCAGAAUGAUCAAUUAAGGCUCAAUGGUUCAGCUCCAGACUAUCGUAGAGUAAUGUCUGAUAAUCACGGAAUGAACCUUCCUGCAUUCUCUGCUUCAUAUUUUACUGAAGGGUUAAGACCUCGCAGCAGGUUAACUGCAGAAGGGAACUUCGAAGAAUGGGAUGGGUUAUCAAGGAGAAGUCCUUCAGUGGGUUCACGUUUUUCAACUAGUUCUUCUAGUGAAGUGGUUUAUGAUUCAGCUUCUAUCUCAUAUGCAAGGACUGAGGGAAGUGAAACUGGGUUAGAGUUACAUGGACAUCCUGACGAGGAUCAUCAUCAUUUGUCUCCUCCCAGUGUACAGCCUAUGGUUCAUGAACUUUGGCAUCAAGGCACUAUGCACAACGAACUCUCCCAUCGGCUAGAAAAGUUUGUGGUGGAGGCAGAAAAUUCCCAGCGAGAGGCAUAUGAAGAGUCAAUCAGGCGCAGGAAAUCUGAAAAAGAUGCCAUUGAGGCCGUACAUAGGGCUAAAGUGUCCGAAACUCUGUAUACUAAGGAACUGAGACGCCGGAAAGAAAUUGAGGAAGCACUAGCAAGAGGUAAGGAAGAAAAUGAAACGAUGAAGCAUCAGCUAGAUGCAGUCAGGGAAGAACUCCAGGGAGCCUUGGAACAAAAAGAAUCUCUGGAGAUCCAAAUUGCAAAUUCUGAUCGGAUGGUGCAGGAGUUGGAAGAGAAAAUAUUUUCUGCCGUCGAACUGUUGCGGAAGUACAAGAAUGAACAAGAUGAGUUGAAGUUGGAGCGUGACGACGCACUGAGAGAAGCUGAGGAGCUAAGGAAAAAGCAAGCGGAGGCAUCCUCCAGUACACAUAUGCCUCAUUUCUUUUCAGAUUUCUCUUUCUCGGAAAUUGAAGAAGCAACUCGCAAUUUUGAUCCAUCUUUGAAGAUUGGUGAGGGAGGCUAUGGAAGUAUUUACAAAGGUCUGCUUCGCCAAACUCAAGUGGCGAUAAAGAUGUUGCACUCCUAUAGUCAGCAAGGUCCAUCAGAGUUUCAACAGGAGGUAAGAUGGUUUGAGCAUUAUUCUGACUAA
Molecule: messenger RNA, 1674 nt
Organism: Ilex paraguariensis (yerba mate)
Lineage: Eukaryota; Viridiplantae; Streptophyta; Magnoliopsida; Aquifoliales; Aquifoliaceae
Source: the annotation of a GenBank genome assembly